AUGGACGCCGACUGGUCUGAUCUUCCUCCAGAUCUUGUUGUAUCCAUCGCCAAGAGAAUUGUCUGCUUGGAAGAUUUUGCUGCUUUUGGUGCAGCUUGUAAAUCAUGGAGAUCAAAAGCUACCAAGGAAAACUUUACUGGUGAAUUCAGUCAUCAAGUUCCAAUCCUUAUGCUCCCAAUGAUCGAAGACGACAUAAACCCUUUGUGUUAUAGUAUCACAAAAGGUAGAUUCAACAAACUCAACCUGCCAGAAGCUGAAGGCAACCAGUGUUUUUCUUCGCUAGGUUGGCUCCUAAUUGCAUAUGAUCAUGCUUGGAAAUUGACUCUAUUGCAUCCUUUAAAUCAUACCCGAAUCGAGCUGCCAAGAUUUUCCAACAGUAAUUACUGGAGAAGAUGGAAGUAUCCAACCUCCCGUCCUCAAGUCAUAAGUAAGUUUGGCCUGUUAUCAAGCCCUUCUCAGUCAUCGGAUUACACUGUCAUCCUCAUAUAUGAAAGGAAACAUUUGGCAUUUUGCAGACCAGGAAAGGAUGAAAAUUGGGAAAGUAUUCGUGUCAGUUCUUCUCUAGAUAUAACUAUAGUGGAUCUAACUUGUUUCAAUGGAGAAUGUUAUGUUGUGGACUAUUUGGGGGAAGUUUUUGUUCUUGAUUUUGUAAAUAGAAUCAAAGUGAGGAGAGUUGCUGCACCACCAAUGCCAGGUUGUUCUAGUCGUUACAAACUAUACCUUGUGGAAUCAGCAGGGGCCUUACUGGUGGUUUUAUGUUAUGUGUGUUCAAGGAAAACCUAA
Molecule: messenger RNA, 783 nt
Organism: Rosa rugosa (rugosa rose)
Lineage: Eukaryota; Viridiplantae; Streptophyta; Magnoliopsida; Rosales; Rosaceae
Product: F-box protein At2g17036-like
Exons: 1
Coding region: 1-783 (260 amino acids)
Source: RefSeq, a predicted model, not a curated record